Podospora pseudopauciseta is the source of this 4362-nucleotide messenger RNA. RefSeq lists its product as uncharacterized. The transcript has 3 exons. The coding region runs from base 662 to 3103 and encodes 813 amino acids. NCBI's taxonomy places the organism in Eukaryota, Fungi, Ascomycota, Sordariomycetes, Sordariales, Podosporaceae. The record is from RefSeq and is a predicted model, not a curated record.
GUCCUCCACUCGAUUAUUCAAACGAAUCGCCGCUUCUCCAGUGCUCUUUCACUUUUCCGACAAACACGCUUUCAAUUACUCUCCUCUGCGCGCGUCAGCAGAGUAUAAGAAGUCCCGACCUACCUGCCUUCAUCCAUUUCACAAGAUUGCGCUCUUGACUUCAACAGCAAAUUCACUCGACCCGCUCUCGACUUCUGCUUCUGAAAAAUUAGAAGUCGGCAUCCCACCGUUCUUCAGGAGCUCCCUGUACAAGAACAAGAACUUUCUCCAUUUCCACUUGGAGCUCUUGCCCAUGUGCUGGAUUCGCCCAAACCACAACCUAAACUCAGUAGUUGACCAUCAACCGUAACCUGAAUUCCGCGCGCCCCUCGACUUUUCCACUCCUGCCCUCCGGUCCUACCGUAUCGACUGGACUGAGCGUGUACAACCAUUCGCUCGAUUUCAGCGUUUGCCGUAAGAAAAAACGUAAACUCGACCUCAGCCCCACGUCCAGCCACUGGCGUCGUCGAUAAUCCUGCGGAUUUUCAGUAUCAAGCCCACCGCUUUCCACCAUAUACUUUCUACCAACCAACACGGCAAUAGCCGCUCAUAACCAACCAAAAAACGUAGCCUACGCGUCGGGCUGCGUUCGACAUAUCACCCAUCUCCAACCCAGCUCACCAUGGACCAGGUUGAGCUGGCCGUGGACCCUGGCCCCUUGGGCCAGUUAGAUCAGGAGGCUGUCCCGGAUUUUGAUGCCGAUGGAUUUGAUUUCCAGCUGGAUGGCGUUUAUGAUCAGGCAGAUGAGAACCAACAAGACGCCCCUACAGUAAUCACCAAGAAUGUAGUCGAUCAAGUUGACGAGAUUGGCUAUGAAGACGACGAAGAAGAAGCUCACUCGGAGCAUGCCGCGACCAAUUCAGCUGAAGAUGAAGGCCCCCCGAACGAAGUAGCGGGUGAUGAGAUCGCGGCGACAGGCCUGGAGUAUCAAGAAGAGAUCGGCUACGAAGAGGACUACAGCUUGACCACGGAGGCCGUCAAGGCUGACGAGAAUGCCCAAGAUCUGGCCGUCGCAGAUGCUGAGCAGCCGGAAUAUCAAGCGGAAGACGAGUUGGACCCUCUGCAUGAGGACCAACCGGAGUAUGAAGCUGAAAACCAGGCCGAGCCUCAGCUUGGAGACGAGCCAGAGUUUGAGGCUGAAGACCAGUCUGAGCCUCAGCAUGAGGACGAGCCAGAGUAUGAAGCCGAGGACCAGAUUGAGCCUCAACAUGAGGACCAACCAGAGUAUGAAGCAGAUGAACAGCCCAGCCCUCAGCAUGAUAAUUCCAUCGGCCAACCCCAGAUCCAUGCACAGGAAGACCAGGCGGUUUUACUGAACAACAUUGAAUCAGAGAAACCUAUGGUCGAAGAAGAUCUUGACGACCAGCUUGAUCAUGAUGAUGAUGAUAAUGAUGAUGAUGACGACGAGAAGGAGAAGGUUCCUGAACUGGGCAGCCACAGCAAUAUGGACUAUGAGGCCGGCUCAAAUCAUGCUGAUGGCAACGAGGAUUACCUCAUGGAUGAUGACGAGGAACCCAGAGGCGGCCUUAGUGAAGUUGACAAGGCGAUCGAAGAUCUUGCCAGUUCUCUUCAUGGUGUUCCCGACAUUGAGGUCUUUUACAAUGACGUCAACUACUCGCUGUUUGGGACUGCAAAUGACGACCCAGACGCUUUCUUUCUGUCGGACGUCAAGAAGAUGGAUGAGCCCCUUGCACAGUUUCUCUCUUCUCUUCGCCAAGUCAUUGCGAACGAAAUUGCCCCUACCGAUACCCUCUUGGUCAGUUUUGACUCUCUGGACCUCGAGUUUGGCGAAAGGUCUAGUGAAAGGUUUCUCAACCGGACACUCCGUGAACUACUGGAUUGCCACGCUGCAUUGGCGGCAAAAGACACCGCCAUCGCCUCAGUUCCUGUUUUGCAGUUGAUUGUCCAGCAUGAUUGCGAAGAGCGCUUCCUACAACUUCUUGAUGAGGCCAAGUAUGGCGGCGAAUCGCCAUGCCGCUCUGGAAGCGUGCUCUCUGAACAUGAGCAUUCUGAGCAUACCGAAUCUAACCAUCAGAAAAGAUGGGUCAACGAAGAACUCCUUGUUGACGAGGAUGAUGACACGGCCCAUGAUAGCUAUGAAAACGAGACCCCAGUCAAUGGCAUCGCUUCUAACCAUGAUCAAAGCCACAAUCCUAGCGUAUCGCCUGCUGUUGAGAACGACGCUACCACUCAAAACGAAGAUGCUGCCAUCUCCAGCACACACUCCCAAUCGCCAGAGCUAGCAGCUGAAGGGCAGCCAGACCAUGAUGAUCAGGUUGUAUAUCAAACAACCCUCGAGACUGUGCACGCUGAGGAUUCCAAUACCUCGGACUUUCCUCAAGAACAGGUUUCCUACGAGUCUGUCGAUGUCGAUGUGGAUGAGCAGGAGAUGAAGGACGCCGAUGAGGCCUUCGAUGUCAUCACAGAGCUGGAAACAACUGAGGAGGCUCAACUCACCAGCAAUGGUGUGUUUGAACUGACAACAGGUUCAAAUGAUAACGAUCUUCUCCUCGCUUUUGACCAGGACGGCGGCCUCUCAACAAUCGACGAGCAAGAAGGCGACGGCGGUCAAGGCGGAGAAAUAUUGAACGGCGUGCCCGAGGUUACCAACACCGCAGCCGAUAACAAUGAAGACGCUCUGGAAACGGACUGGCAGGCUGAGAUUUCACAAGUCUCUCGGGGCAUGUCCCCCACUGUGAGUAAAGAUCCGCAACAGGGGCCGUCUGCAUCAGCAACAGGAGACACAGCGUCCGAUCAUACGAGCACGACCAUGAACGGCGACGAAAUUGACUACGACGAGAACGAUGGGGCAGAUGAUUCUUUCACGCCAGAUAACAGCGCGCCGCACUCCGUAGCGGCUCCAGUGGAAGAUGGUGAUGAAAUUGACUGGGGCAAUGAUGGGGAUGAGUACGAAGAGGUGCAUGACGAGGCGGAAGGAGACAUCACAUUUGAACCGCAGCCUGACCUUGACCUUGCUCCGUCGAGCCCCACUGGAAAACGAUACAGAACUGACGAUGCAGAGAGCCUCGCUGAGGAAUCCGAUCACAAGCGUCGUCGGACAUAAUCGGCGGGCUCUGUACAGGUUUUUCUUGCCCAUAUCUCUGAGACACGGUUGUAGUUCAGCCGCGACAUCUUUCUUCGAAGGAAAAGGUUCUGACCCCGUCCCGUUUUUGUUUUCGAAGGUACUCAUUUCGGCCAAUCAUCGACAGCUCGUAUUGUGAAAUGCCCAGGUAAGUUUUCGGCAACACAUCGAAGAGGAUGACGGUAUCACGAUUGCGAAGUUCUGCCGAAAUUUCAUCAUUUUUGCGAUAUUUUUGCAUCUGCGUGGGCCAGCACGGUCACUCAUUACUUGCGCAGCAACGCAAUAUCAUUAAUCAAACAACUUUCAGCCUUGGGCUGAAUCGACGUUACCGCAUGCAGGCCACAGCAUUGCAAUUUUAUACCCAGCAUUUAUAUGUAACACUACCAUGGAUGGGCAAAAUUUCUGCAUUGGCUGGGGAUGGGCCAGGGGGGCUUAUCAACGGCUGGAGCUGGCUUUUCAGCAGGCUUGUCAUGGCGUUGGCUUUUGGAAUCAAUCAUUGGAGGCAGGCUUCGGGUUUUUUCUUCUUUCUCGUCCAUCUCAACUGGGGGUCUGUUAGUUUCAGAGAUAGACCCAGCUUCUCACGGCAAGGGGCUAUCUAGCUGAGUUCGGUAGUCGACGUAGCUAGUUGAGAGUUACUUUGGGGAUGACGAUUUGGAGGAUGGGUGGGGGGGUUUCUGGUUUUUGACAAAAGUAAGAUGGAUUUCAGAGUGGUGGAAGGGAAAGAAGGGUGGGCACUGGGGAUCUCUUCCUUUUUUUUUCUCAGUUCUCAUUGUCACCCUUUUGGCUUUUUGUCACUUCUGAUUUUCGAUCUUCUUUCGACGAUUAUAGGAAGCUUUUGCCCUGAGUCCAGAAUGUUGACUUGAUCCUGAGAGAUAGGGGGUGAGGAGAGUGUUGAUGGGGUGUUGUGUAGCAAUGUACGGAUUGAGAAGAGUUGCCCGAAUUAUUGUAAAGAGAGGUGAAGAGAAAAAGGCACCAGCAGUCUGGCACCGGUAAGGGCGGACGUUGAGGUACUUCGAAGGGAAAACCCAAGACGAAUAAGCUGAUUUGAGGUACCCAGUUUUUUUGUUUGCACUGCCACGAUUUUCAGGGUUCGGAUGUACUGGAACAUGUUAGGUACAUGAGUAGAGGGAGCUUGGCUGUGACUCUUGGGAGAGUUACAGGAGCUACCUGGUUUGAUCGCACAGACGUGAGCUAUGAUGAGCAGAUGUGGUAUUUGAAGAUGCUACGGAUUUGUUGUGAAA